Botrytis fragariae is the source of this 2049-nucleotide messenger RNA. RefSeq lists its product as uncharacterized. Lineage: Eukaryota; Fungi; Ascomycota; Leotiomycetes; Helotiales; Sclerotiniaceae. The record is from RefSeq and is a predicted model, not a curated record. The transcript is spliced from 5 exons. The coding region runs from base 1 to 2049 and encodes 682 amino acids.
AUGCCAGAUUAUCCAGGUCUCGGCCUUCCCUUGCACUAUGAUCCACAGAAAGUCUCCGACAACAUAAGUCAUUAUCCAAUUGGUGCCCAUCAAGGCUGUUGGGGUGCGAAGUCGAAACUAAUUUACGUCCGAGAGCUUGCCAUGAUGAGCAUUAUGGACCAUCUCACGGAUAAGGAAGAUUGGCAUAAGAAAGUCUUCAACGAGAACAUUGUUUCCAAGUGGCGUGCAGAAGCUCUAGCCAUUCCAGACGAGCAAUUUUGGAUGAUGGCGUUUCGUGAUAAACGACAAACUCGGAGCUACGACGGCAAGAUUAACUUUGGUCACGAUGACCUUGGCAGACAAAUAGAAGAGAUCAUGGAUGCCAGUACUUUUGAUUGUUGUAUCGAAGAACUUCGAAGUAAGGCUAAACAUUAUGAGAAAACCAGUGUAAUCCCAACUCUUGACGCCUGCGCAUCUGUUGCCAAAUCUGAUCAUUUGGUCUCUGCUGAGCUCCAUAAAUCUCUGCGCGAGGCGUUUGAGACGCUCAAGAGGGAUCAAUAUUCAUCACUUGACUGGCAUCCGAACUCGAGAGAAAUGGUUCAAGAUCUUGUACAUCCUUCAAUGUACCCUUUAGUCUACGGUCGUAGUCGAGUCAUGAAGGAUGAAGUCGUUGGAGUCGAUGAUGCCAUUGAGAAAUGGGCAGGAAAAGGUGAGAUCAUCCCAUUGGGAGGGGCAAGCUUCAAGCAAACAAGCGCCACCACUAAGGGAUAUCAAAGUUGCGGCGCAGGACGAAAGCAUUAUUGGUCAAACAAAUAUCAAUGGUUGCCUGCAAACAUAGCUUUCCAAGAAGAUGGCACAGUCAAGUUUACCAGUUACAUCAACAACAUUCAUCCCAUCAAAUACCCUGAGAUUUACCGCACAAUUGAAAAGUUGGUGGAAACUACUCUUCCUUUAUGGAAUCAAUGUCUUGCUCUUAAUAUCGACUACGAUAAAAAUUAUGGUGCGGGAAGGCUAGAGCCUCGGUUCCCAUACCCUGAUGUCCGGGACGACGAAGAUACGGAGCUUUGGAAUCCUCCGGGCCCUAAGCAAUUAGUUAGCCAAAAUAAAUCCAAUUUUGACACUGGUGAUGAAGAUGAAAUAGAUAUCGAGUGUACUGACGAUGAAAUGGAAGAGGAAGAAGCUGAAGAACGAUGGAGGCAAACACGCGAACCCGUCAUUCCAGAGCCUUGUUUCAAAGAUGUUGACUAUUCAAUCAAGAUUCGCCUCGAACAUCAAUUUCAAGAGUCCGGUCUCCAAAUCAUCAUCAAGAUGGCAUCCAUUGAACUUACUCCCGAAAAGCCUGAAUUUCCGGCGGGUAGUUGGCAUAUCGAGGGACAAAUGAAUGAGCACAUUGCCGGUACUGCGCUCUACUAUCUUGAUAGUGAAAACAUCACCUCAAAUGACCUCUCAUUCCGUAUGCAGACACCGGAGGAAAAUUACGAUGACCUCGGCACUGGACAAGACUCCUAUUCUUGGCUAGAACAGGUUUUUGGAACAAAUCUGGGACAAGGAAAAUCACCAUGUCUUCAAAAUUAUGGCAGUGUUAAAACACGUCAGGGAAGACUGCUUGCUUUUCCUAACGUCUUUCAACACAAAGUUUCAUCUUUUCGCUUAGAAGAUCCGACCAAACCAGGCCAUCGACGAUUUAUCGCCCUAUGGCUCGUGGACCCAACCUUGCGUGUCAUUUCCACUGCCAACGUCCCACCACAACAACUGGAUUGGUGGGUCGACUCUGUAUUUGGAAAUACCCCGGAGAGUCGGAGAGAAGCUAUGUCGAAGCUUCCUGCGGAAUUAGUAAUGCUCUUGAAUGAGAACGGCUUAAAUUUGGAUACUUCGGCAAAAGAUAUGAAAUUCUCCCCGGAGUUGAUGGAAAUGGUGCGAGAGCACUUCAAUACCGGUGGCGAUCCAUUACUUAUGGGAGUCGAGGAGGCCAAGGAGCAUAGGCUUAAACUGAUGGGGGAACGUGGCGCGUUUGUGAGAACGGUUGGUCAGGAAUGGCAUGAUUUGAGUUAUAAUUUCUGCGAGCAUUGA